CUAGCUGAUCUUUCAUCACUAUGUUCAAGUCGGAAAAUGUAUGACGGUGAGGUAUUUUACCACAUUGCAGUUAAAAACGGCUUCGAAAGAUUACAAAAAUUACAAACAAAAUAUUGUAGUACAAGAUGAAUUCUUUAAUUCAUACAAAAAGGAUGGUAUCUGGCCACAGAACAGCAAUUCGCCAAUAUUACUCCUUUAAACUGUGGCAUAAUACCAAUCAAAUAAAUGGUAACUUAGCAUUUAUUUAUAUGGGUAGAAGAGAUACCAGGAAUAACAUUUUAUUAUUGAAUUCAACGAUAACAGAGAACCGCAAUAGUAAUAACUUGUCAUAUGUACAGUCUCGUUCAUUAUAUAUUACACCAACUUGGCAUGGUCAAGAAUCAUCUUCCAAAGUGGAAGACACUGUAAAAAAUAUCAAAGAACAAAACGAAAAAAAAAAUAAAGCACAAGGAUCCAUUGUUCAGAGUGGUUCAAAAUCAGUGGAAAAAGCAGAAAAGCUAACUGUAUGGCAAAAGGUCAAAGGAGAAGUUAUACAUUAUUAUCAUGGAUUUAGGUUGUUAGGUCUUGAUAUGAAAAUUUCAGCAAAACUGAUAUGGAGAAUUUUGAAGGGUAAAGAGCUCAGUAGAAGAGAACAUAGACUUCUUAUAAAAACAACAGGAGAUGUCUUCAGACUUAUUCCUUUCUCUGUUUUCAUUAUUGUACCCUUUAUGGAAUUUUUACUUCCAAUUGUUAUUAAAUUUUUCCCUGGUUUAUUACCAUCUACUUUCCAAACAGCAACAGAGAAAGAGGAUAAACUAAAACAAGCAUUGAAGAUGAAAAUCGAAGUGGCAAAAUUUCUGCAAAAGACAUUGGACGAUAUGGCAGUACAGUCACCUGGUUAUAAAUCGAAAAGAGCCAAAGAAUUUGCCGAAUUUUUCUAUAAAGUACGGUCGUCUGGUGCUGUAGCCAGUAACGAAGAAAUUAUGCAAUUCAGCAAACUUUUCGAAGACGAGAUUACAUUAGAUUCUCUUACUCGACCACAAUUAGUUGCAUUAUGUAGAGUACUAGAUGUACAAACUCUUGGAACAUCAAACUUUUUACGAUUUUUACUUAGAAUGAGACUUAGAAGUCUCACUGCAGAUGAUAAACUAAUUGAAAAAGAAGGUAUAGACUCACUUACUAGAACUGAAUUACAACAAGCGUGUAGGGCCCGCGGAAUGCGAGCGUACGGAUUACCAGAUAGCAAGUUAAAGGAACAAUUGUCUCAAUGGUUAGACUUAAGUCUAAAUAAAAAAGUACCACCUUCGUUACUGCUUCUUUCACGCGCGCUUAUGGUCCCUGAAACGAUACCUAUGUCAGACAAAUUAAAGGCUACCAUUUCUGCUCUUCCUGAUACUGUUGUUGCACGUACCCAAGGUGCAAUAGGAGAGAAAGAGGGUAAGAUGGACCAUAAAACGAAUAUUGAAAUUAUUAAAAUGGAGGAACGUAAAAUCGAAGAGGAGCGGCAAGAAAAAGAGCCAGAAACCAUCACUGUUGCUUCCCAAAACCCUAAAACCGACGAGAUUACAAAUUCGGAUGUGAAAGUAAUAGAACAGGCUUUAGAUUCUCUGGGGAAGGAUAACAAAAUGUCUGUCGAAAAAGAAGAAUUGAAAGAGCUGAAGGAAGAAAUGGCGGAGUACCAAGAAGAUAUCAAAGAACUUUAUGAAAUAAAAGCAGCUGCUAAAGGCCAAGAAGAUAUAGAAAAUAUUAAGGUAUCCAAAGGUGCUACACGUUUGUUUAAGAAAGUGAAUAAGAUGAUUAAUAAGAUGGAUGCAGUCUUAACACAACUUGAAUCUGAAAAACAAAUGAAAGAAUUACAAAAGAAUACUGUUGGCGAAAAGGAAACUACUGUUUCAAAAACUGCUGAAGAAUUAGUUAAGAUAGAUGAAUUAAUUUCGGUAAUUAAAAAGAUUCAAAAUGUACCUGAUCAGCAUCGAUUACAACGCAUAACCGAAAUUCUAGCAAAAAUUGACGACGAUAGGGACGGAUCUAUAAAAAUUGAAGAUGUCUUAAAGGUGGUGGAAUUAAUUGGUAAAGAAGAUAUUAAGUUAACUAAAAAGCAAGUAGAUGAAUUGCUUGAAUUGAUUGAUAAAGAAGAAAUCUUGGAAGAGAAGGGGCAGGCCGACAAAGCAGUACAAAAAGAUGCAAGUGAACUUAAAGAUGGAAAUUGUACUCAAACAAAAUAUGUUCCACCUAAAUCACCAGUUCCUGCUACACCAGUGACGACUGAGAAGAGUUUCGGCAAAGAAGAAUUAGAAGAAACUGUUGAAGAAUCGAAUAAAAGUUUUGCUGCACAUUCAUCCGAAAAAGAAAGAGAGAAGUCAGCUGCAGUUUUUAAGAGUAAUUCCAAUUCUGACCCAGUCAGAAAUCCUCCGUUGACUCCCGGUGUUCCACCACCUGAAAAAAAAGCGGAAGGCUCCAAACAGCUGUAAUAACCGCACAAACAAAUAUAAUUAAUGUAUGUAAUUAUGAAUACAACCUUUUUAUUGGGUACUAAUUUAGAAAGCUAUUAUAUUUUCAUCUUUAGAUUAUGUUUCUACCUCCAUAGUACGAUAUUAUUAUACUUUUUUUUUUUUUGUAAACGAACUUUUAAAGUAAAAAGUGUUUGCAAGAAAAACAAUUGUAAUAGUUUCAUGUAUGUAGUAACGCACUUUAUGUUAAAUGUUAUUGUUACAUGCAUGUCUUUAGAUUUAAAACAUUUGAUUAAGGAUAAACGAAACAUUACUAUAAUUUUUAUACUUAUGAAACUAAAACAGAUUUUGAAUUCUGAAGACUGUGAUGCAUUUAAUGGCAUCAAUAUAUUAUUUGUUUUAUGAAUUUUCUAGGCAGCACGUGCUGGACACAAAAACUACAUCUUAUAUGUAAACUUUCAAUGUAAAAAAAAUGCUUUUUAAAAUUGUAUGUUAUGAUAAUGUUACUAAUAUUGAUGAUUAGUAAUGAAAUACGAUAGAAAUAUACAGCUUUUAUUUAAAUAAAACCUAAUUACAAAAUACUGUAAUAGCAUAAAGGGAUCAUUCCGUCUCUUCAACUAUUGAUUAUUACGGAUUUAUAAUCCGUAAACAAUAGGUCACUUCUUUCGUUGUAUAACAGCUUCUUAAUCAAGGUUAAAACAAGAUGUACAUUUAUAAAUAAAAUAAUUAAUUACUAAAUAUACAACAGAGAACUAGUGGUUAUCUGUACGUACCGAUUACAUAAAGAUGCGAUUAUAUAAUAAAGUAUACAAUAUUUUAAAAA
Messenger RNA from Bombus pascuorum, 3252 nucleotides. RefSeq names its product mitochondrial proton/calcium exchanger protein (gene Letm1). The coding region runs from base 126 to 2450 and encodes 774 amino acids. Gene Ontology annotation, molecular function: ribosome binding; calcium ion binding. NCBI's taxonomy places the organism in Eukaryota, Metazoa, Arthropoda, Insecta, Hymenoptera, Apidae. The transcript is spliced from 7 exons. The record is from RefSeq and is a predicted model, not a curated record. Gene Ontology annotation, cellular component: mitochondrial inner membrane. Gene Ontology annotation, biological process: intracellular monoatomic cation homeostasis.